This is a messenger RNA of Echinostoma caproni, 453 nucleotides long. Lineage: Eukaryota; Metazoa; Platyhelminthes; Trematoda; Plagiorchiida; Echinostomatidae. The record is from the annotation of a GenBank genome assembly.
AUGAAACAAAACCGCUUAAGAUUAUUUACACAUUUUUCCAAAGAGUAUCAAACCGUGUUUGUCGAGGGUGCAAUUUACGUGGACGGUAAGAAAGUGGAAUAUAAAGCGGACCACGAUAAAUGGGACGGAAAUGAACUUGGGAGACUUAAGGAAAAAGCCUGUGCGCUUGUGAGCUGGUUCUAUUCGACGUACGCGAAAUACCAUGGGCAAGUCAUACCACUCGAGGUCGUGUACAACUCAAAGUCAAAUGAUCAAAUCGUCACCAGUCUGUUCAGUUCGAGUAAGGAAUUGCUAAAAGCGGGCAUGAUUAUUCGACGCGAGUAUGCCAAACUUUUGGCUCAGCCAAAGCAGCAAUCGGAAUCAACCUUUGCUUAUACGAUCACGGAUUUCAAACGUCGUGAGUCCCUUCAAUUUGACGGUCCUUUUGUUCCACGUACAUUUCGUUGUAUGUAA